GGUUGUGUCUUCGGCAAAACACCCCUCGACAAAUCGUCGACUCAGCCGGUUCCGGCUCGACGGCGAGCUGCCGCGAGCCGCGCGCUGCGAGCGGCCAUGAUCAGAGAGCCUGAGGCGGAGAGCGAUGAGGAGCGGAUGCCAGGUGUUCCAGUGGGCAGACGCAAGAGCAAUCGCUCAGACAACGUCGACCGCAAGGUGAGCCAAUGGUCCACCAUCGACCCCCGAGAGACGCAGCUGGUCUUCCCCUUGGAGUGGUCCGAGUUGCGGAAGAGAGUGGCACGGGUGGUCACCAACCCCUACUUCGACAUCGUCAUCGGGGUUUUGGUGCUCAUCAACAUCGGGAUGCUGGUGCACCAAACCAACCGCCAUGGCCUGGGCCUAGACUCAGAGCCCAUCGUGACCUGGGCGAACUUCGGCAUGCUGGUGGUCUAUACGCUGGAGGCCUGCUUGCGGCUCUACGCCUUCAGGAAGGCCUACUUUUGCUCGGCCUGGAACCUCUUAGACUUCUUUGUGCUGAUCUCGGAUUGGUUCCUGCAGAUCUUGGCCUUCGCCCUGGACGCGGAGGUCCCCCGGGCCGCGCUGCUGCGGACCUUGCGGGUGGUGAGGGCCUUGCGAGUGCUGCGGACCAUCCGCACUUUGCACCUCUUCCGAGAGCUUUACAUCAUGCUCUACGGCUUCUUCUCGGCGCUGAAGGCCAUCGCAUGGGCGGCAGUCCUGCUGCUGCUCAUGCUGCUGAUUUGGGGCAUUGUGGCUGUAGAGAUGAUUCAUCCACUGAACCAGGAGAUUGCGCUGACUGGGAUUUACCACGACUGCGAGCGCUGCCCGCGGGCCUUUCAGACUGUUUGGGCAUCGGUGCUCACCUUCAGUCAGCAGAUCGUGGCCGGAGACAGUUGGGGCAAAGUGACCAUCCCCAUAAUGGAGGAGCACCCUCUGGUGGUGCCCUUCUUUCUCAUGGUCUUCGUCACCAUCGACCUAGGUUUGCUGAACCUCAUCCUCUCGGUUAUCGUGGAUAAGGCCCAUCAGGCGCACCAAGAGGACAAGAAGUUCCAGAUCUCCCAGCGCCAGGCGGCCUUCGAUGCAGCCAAGCAGAGCUUGAUGGAUCUUUGCGCCGAGCUGGACGAGGACCACAGUGGGUGCCUGUCGCUGGCUGAGUUGCUGAAUGGCUACGACCGGCUACCGGAAUUCCAGGAGCAGAUGCGGCUCAUGGACGUGGAGCGGGAUGAUAUGCUCUCUUUAUUCAAAGUCUUGGACGAGGAUGGCUCCGGCGACAUUGAAUAUUCCGAGUUUGUGGAGCAGGUGGUGAAGAUGCGCUCCCAGGAUAUGUCGCUGAGCCUCAUGUUCCUGCGGAGCCAGAUCAAGGAGGUGAAGCAGCAGACGCACAUGAUCUCUGAUGCCCUGGAGACGCUGAAGGCUCAUUUGGAGGACUCAGGCAUGAAUCUCAAGAACAUCAGUUUCAAGAAAUCAGCCUCUGCCUCGGAAUACGGGAUGCUGGAAGGGAGCCGUAGCCUGGGCGUGAACAGCAUCAGCCCCGCUUAUCGCAACGGCGGAAUACACGGCACGAACGGCUUUCCGGGCUUGACCAACGGCCUGAAUGGUAGUACCACUACCACCGACUCGCUACCGAAGCGGCUUCCUAGCUUCUCCACAGUGGCCACGCAGACGGAGACAUCGCCAGAUUCUUUGCCGCCGGAGCUCGCCAGCUGGCAAGCGCAGGUCCGGGAUCUCCGAACUGCGCUGCUUCAGCUGGAAGGCAGCAUGGCCAGCGUCAGCGAGGUGCAGAGGCCCGAGAGAGUUCUAUGGCAAGGAAACUCCGUUUCUGCGACAGCGAGACCAAAGCAGGAGUUCAUCAACUCGUGUUGCGCUCCUGCGCGGAAAAGCGCUGAGCAGAUCGCCAGCCCCCGGUCCAAGUGGGCCAGAUCUACGCAGAUGCCGCCGAUACAGGCGAAGCAGGCAAGUGACACCCGGCCCUCCUGACAGCUGAAAUCCGAAGAAGCCGGGGUUCUUUUUCACAAGGAUCCCUGCUUUCAGGUUGGUGAGUUACA
This is a messenger RNA of Effrenium voratum, 2042 nucleotides long. The record is from the annotation of a GenBank genome assembly. Lineage: Eukaryota; Dinophyceae; Suessiales; Symbiodiniaceae.